AUAUGAUUAUGUGUAGCGAAUAAAUUCGUGUUUUAGAUUGUACAGUUCACAAAUGCUUGAGAGAGAAAAAAAAACUAUUCCUUGUGACGUAUCAUUUUGGAAUAGGUAGCAGAUGCCAGUGCAUGGUCCUUUUCGCAAGCCGUUUGGAGACCUUCCUUAGAUAUAGCAGAAAUCACCUAUACACAGAGAGCGGCAAGAGAAAUAAAGGAGGAAAGAGCAAUUGCGGUACGGUAAAAAUAAACGACGCAUUGUGCACAAACGGACACCAUCCAGUACCUGGACGUUCACUGUAUAUCGGACCGGUGCCUGUUAAGACUCCUUCAGAUGCUCGGGCGAUACAAAUAAGGUCGCAGGACAAUUUUAAAGCUCUUGAUGACACAAAAGCGGUGAUGCCAUUUCUUCGAGAAAAUGUUACGGACACAAACUUCACUGCAAUUCCUGAAGUUUUUGCAUCGAACUUCUAGGCAGGAAACAUCAAUACGUGUGCUAAAUAUCUGGCAUGAAACAUAGACAAGUUUAGUUGCCAAGCUUGGUAUUUCAUUUACAAUUUCCAUGUCCAAAUUCUAACUGAUCGAUUUCGUAGUGAAAACGGUAUAAAGAUGGCUUCUAAAUGUAUUGUUGUAUUUCUGAUUGGAAUAAACGUGUCUGUGUCCGUUGCUUACAACUGGUGUAAAGACUUCAAAAAUCAAAUAUUGAAAUGUAAUUAUUUUCCAAAGGAUAUUCCAUAUGGAAUUUCGGAGGUACAUAUUGAACACUUCAUGGACCCAUUUGAUAAUGUAGUCGUGAACAGUUCAACCUUUCAAUCAGAAAACUGGAGUCAUUUGAAGCGUUUAAAACUGAGAGACAAUCUUAACGACGACACGAAAACACUAAAAUUUGAAGCAAAGAGUUUUAUUGGACUAGAGAAGGUACAAGAAUUUCAUUUACAUGUACAAAGUAUCAUUUAUCUUGAUUCAGACUCACUUGUCGGUCUAAAUAAUCUAAAAACUUUAGAUUUUGGUGCAUGUGGGAGACUGUCUCUAAAACAAGUGAAUUCUGCAAUAAGUGGUUCAGCUAAUCUAAAAUCACUUGAAAUAGUGAAUAUAUCCAGACUGGAUUAUCAUGUGCAAGCGCUUGAUAUUGAUAUGAAUUUCUUUUAUCCACUACGAAAUACGAAUAUCAAAUACCUUGACAUAAGUCAUACAGACAUAUCCAUGCUUCGAUUAUAUACCUUACAAUAUUUACGGACGUUAGAAACUUUCAAUUUAUCUUCUUCAAGCAUAGCCGAUAUGACACUUUACCCUGACAAGCAGGCGGAAAAUUAUACCCUUCUUCGGAAUGUCAAAAUGCUGGACAUCAGUUUUUAUCCAUUAACAAAACUGGCAGCUUUUGUCCCAAACACUAUUACAAACUUUGACUUCCUAACGUGGGAUUUACCUGACGCUCUGUAUAUCGUAAGACAAUUUCUCUCUUGUCAAACGAUAAAUGUGACUGGUAUAUUAACUAUUAGUAAGAAAACGGUGAAGUUAAAGAACUGUAUCGUCAAAAUAACUGGUCGUAUACCCUGGCUUGUUCGAGAAAUAUUCGCAAGACAAAACAAUUUAAACCGUUUAGAUGCUAAAUUCCAUUGUGGAAAUUACACGGUUUAUACAAUAAAACACUUUGAUAUAGCUGAAAAUAACCUUGAAUUUUUACAUCCAAGUAUUGUCUCAUGUAUGCCUAACAUUGAGAUACUAGACCUUUCGAACAACCUUAUGUAUAGAAUGGUGGCUGAAAACGUUUCUUUAUUUGAGAAACUAUUCAUUUCUCUGCGACAUUUAAAGUCCAUUACUUUAUCAGCGAACAAAUUGCGAUAUAUUCCGCGGAAGUUGUUUGAAAACAAUUUGGAACUUCUUUCUGUUGACUUUUCCGUGAACUUCAUAAGUCAAGUUACAUUCUCAGUUGACAAAUUAAACCAUCUCAAGGUACUUGAUCUACGGAGCAAUAUAAUAAAGAUUUUGGACAAGGAGUCAAUGACAAUGCUGGACUUAAUUCAUAUGGAACAAAACAAAACGAUGCCAGUAGUAAACCUUAAUAACAAUCCUAUCUGUUGCUCUAAAUGUGAGGCGGAAUCGUUCCUGGAAUGGCUUACGAAAACAAAUAUUGUUGACAAAACUAACCUUAAAUGUGUUGACGAAAACUCAGUCUACAUUGACGUUACAGACAAUAUACUUCGGAUGGUCCGUAACAUAUGCCAGCGAAGAAAACUCGUGAUUUAUUUGCUAGCGUCUGGCGUGACUUUAGCAUUUAUGGUCAUCAGUAUUUACAAGCGGAAAAAACAAAUACUGAAAAAGAUGAUUAGGGAAAAAGUAUUACGUCGUUUGCAAGAUGGAAAAGGACAAUUUCAAUUUGCAGCUUUUCUUUACUUUUGUAGUAAGGUUGAGGAUUUCGUGCAAAAUUUAAUUGAAAGUAAACUUGAUGAAAAAUUGAAAGAAAUGAUCGAAAUCACCGAUUCAGGGCGAAAACUGGUAUUUUCUGAAAAACACUUCUGGCCAGGCCGUUCUUUACCACGUCAGUUCAGUGACUAUUCUAGAAGUUCUUCAGUGCUUCUUGUAGUCUUGUGUGAAGCAUAUUGUACCUGUUCUUACUGUAACGAUUUUCUUGAGAUUAUCAUCAUGCAAAAAAGAAACCCAAUCAUGUUGCUAAUGAAACAACAAAUCGACGAAAGGCAUAUGGCGGGUUUGAUAAAGCACAUAUACGAGAAGGCAGCUGUAAGAAUUCAAUGGGAAAGUGGGUAUGAAGAACAUAUUCUGAGUACUACAUUGGAUCAGAUGUGUUCGUCUAUUGUUGACAUUAUUGUAGCUAAUCUAGGUAUCUUAUCAAUUGAAUAUGAUGAGCAGCAAGUACUUUCAAAUGGUUGAUAAAAAAUAUUUCUUAGAGAAGCGCUUCGAUUUAUUUUGCAUUUAUAGCCGAUAAGUUGGCAUAAUUGAAUUUUAGUAGUUCAGCUGUUAUCAUUAUAAUAUGGACAAGCAAAACUGACAAACACAACAAUAUAAAAAUGCAUUCAUAAAGACGCCGACGAAAUGAACCCAUACUGUCUAUUGUUUCUAUAUUGUGUCCACAUUAGAAAGUAUUGAUAAGGUCAAAUCAGAAUAUGAUGGUAAAGAGUAAAGACAAAAAAUAUCUUUAAAAACAUAUUUGGUAUUGAUGGAGAAGUUAAAGAAGUACAAAUAAGUUAUUCUUUUAUACUGUGCAUGCUUUCUCGCAGUGUCCCCAUGAAGUGUCAAUAAAAUUUCUGUAACUAA
Messenger RNA from Mercenaria mercenaria, 3263 nucleotides. RefSeq names its product toll-like receptor 5. The coding region runs from base 600 to 2879 and encodes 759 amino acids. Gene Ontology annotation, biological process: signal transduction. The record is from RefSeq and is a predicted model, not a curated record. The transcript has 4 exons. NCBI's taxonomy places the organism in Eukaryota, Metazoa, Mollusca, Bivalvia, Venerida, Veneridae.